GAGGAAACUGAGGUUGAGUAACUAAACCAGGUGCGCCCGAAUAGGAAGGGUUGGAAAUCACACCCAGGUUUGUCACGUAUACAAAGUCUGUGUUAGUGAUUACAAAGGAACUAACAUGAGAUAGUCUUUAAUGUUUAUUGAGCAUUUUAUACUCUGCAUUGUGUUAAGUAUUUCAGAUAUGUUCUCUUGUUUGGUGCAACUCUGUGUGGUAGAUAGAAGAAUAAUAGCCAUGUGGUCCAUGAAAACUGCAGCUGAAAACGCUCAAGGCUCUAAGUCUUAGGCGGAAGACAAGAAAUGCACUUUGUUGCGGUAGUGCAUGCUUUACUAAUGGUAGGUACUCACAAAAAAUCAGUGAAGUAGAUACUGCCGUAAUUUUUGCUUACGGAUGAAAAACUGAGGCUGCAAUUGAGACAUUUACACAAGUAAGCAGGGGUUCAAGCCCAGUUCUCACCGCUGCAAAGGCCAGUGCUGUUACGCUCUACGAGACAGGAUAUAGGCCCAGAUGGUUGUUUUGAGGGAAAUGUGAUUUGGGAGACACAUUUAAUCAAGUCAAGCACCAGAAUGCUAACGCUCUUCCCUGGAGAGAGAAGGGCUAAGAUCUCGUUUACUGAGAGAACUCCGCCUGCAGGCGUUCGGCAGACCAGCAUUGCCUCCUUCUUCGCCUUGCAGCCAGGAAAGACAAAUGGUGGUGAUGAGAGGAAUGUUUCAUCUCAUGUAGAAAGUCAGACCAGCAGACAGUGUAAGAAAGAUGCAACCCAGCUAGACCAUCCGAUCCAGGGCCUGGGGGGUGAUUGCAUGGCACCCCCUUUAGCCACUUCAACCCCUGCAGACAUCCAGGAAGUUGGACUUUCUCCUCAGUCCCUCCAGGCUUCUGGUCAACACAGAAUGGGAGCGCCAGUCUUGGCUGAGUCUUUGUUCCAGCCUGAUACCUUAGUCUGUGCUGGAGAGAAGCAAGACUCACUGGCUUGUUCCUUCACCCCGGACUUGGAAUGUUCUUACAUGCUGGACCAGAAGGAGGGAGAGAAGGAUUCUUCCUGGAAAAGGGAAUGGCUUCGUGGAUCUAAGAAAAAGAACUGUCAGGGUACAGAGAGAUGCAGUGAACCCCCUUGGGGCAAGGGCCAUCAGCCCUGGGACAAGUCUGAAUUGGUGAAGGUGUCUGCCCAAGAAAAUAGGCAGGCCCCUGCCCUCGUUCAAACAUAUAGGGAUUCCUGGAGUGGAGAAGAGGCAGAAGCAGUGAAACAAAGUUCUUAUCUUGUUCCUGUGUUUUCCUGGGACAGUGAAAAGAAUGACAGGGACUCCUGGAGUCAGCUCUUCACUGAGGAUUCUCAGGGCCAGCGGGUCAUCGCCCACAACUCGAGAGCUCCUUUCCGAGAGAUAACCAACAGCCAGAACCAGGGCUUAGGGCACUUUUCCCGCAGCUCUGGGGCUCAGUGCCAGGCCAGGCCCGCUCAGCUAAGUCUGCAGCCUGAUUUGCUCUUUACCCAGGACUCUGAGGGCAAUCAAGUUAUCAGGCAUCGAGUCUAAAUGUCUUUCAGGGUUUGCUUUUAAAAAUAUUUUCAGGAGGGGUUUUGGGAGUAUGUCUGUGUUUUGGUAAGGGGGAAGUGUGUGUUGAAGCUGUUAUUGAGCUUUUUCUUUGUGUAAAUCAGGUGGUGACACCCGAGACAAUAUGGUUGGCAUCACGCCUUUUCCUAAAUUAGGGGUGGUCGGUAAAUCCUCUGCACAAAGCUGUGGUAAGCACCAGGGAGGCGGGGCAGGGCCUCAUCCCUCCACCACAGAGCCUGUUACACAGCCUGCAGCGAGCCACCGUUCUGCCCGUUCAGAUGCGUCACUGAGACAUCGCCUCUUACAGACAGACGUGUCUACUUUUAGUCUCUGGCUGUAAUCAUACUUACUGGACCUAAGCUUGGGACCAUUCUUCCUGACACUUUGAGUGGCAAGUCACAGCUCCCUGACCUGGGUGUACAGGGGCAGGGGGAUAGAGAGGUAGAGGGUAGAAUGAUGACAGUGUAAUUUUAAAUUUUAUUUUUGUGAUAACUUUACAGCAUUUAAAAGUUAUAUGUUCUGUUUAAACAUCUCCCUUAAAAAGCUUGGGCUAGAUAACAAUGUAGAUGUGACUACAUCACUCUUCUACUAUAAAGUGGGAGAGAACUCCCUUUGUAAAACUGAGUCCAAAUAAAUGACUGUUUACAAAGCUGGCUCUGAUGGUAAUUAAAACAUUACCAAUUUUAUUUUUGAAAAAGGAACUUUUUAAUGUUCUGUGCUGUCAUUGCUGUGGGUCCAAACUCAAAGGAAUGUAACUUGACCUGUGUUCUACCCAAGAUCUUACCCAUCGGGUAGCAGUUCCCCGUGAUUUGGGUGUGGAACCUAAGAGGCUCCUAGGGGGCAAGCUUGCAAGUUAUAAGAUGGAACUGCUUUGAGAGCUUAGGACAAAACCUCCACAGAAAGAGACAAAGCCAGGGUCCUGUUAAUGAAAGUACACAUACUAUAAAAUCAACAGGAACCCUAUACCUGCGGGGGACACCGGGGGAUAACUCAGAAAUGGACACAGCAGAUGCAGUAUCUCUGCAAAUCCUUCCUUUAAUGUCAGGUAGUGCUUCAACCCGAACACACACAAUACAUAUCGUAGAGAAAGGGACCUGAGGGUGUCUGAGUCAUGCAUGGUGUGGGUACAAACCUUGUCCCAAUGCAAAGGAGAAGUCAAGGGCCUGCAAGAAAGAUGGUAUUCUCCUCCCCCUCCCCAUUUCUCUUUUCUGCUGGGCUUAAACUAAAGUCCACAGAAGAGCAAGAGCUCAGUCAGUGGAACCAAUGAGGCCCCAGGGCCUUGGAGGGUAGAUUUGGUUGUACAGUAUUACAAAAUAUAUUUAAGAAAAAAA
Messenger RNA from Phyllostomus discolor (pale spear-nosed bat), 2873 nucleotides. RefSeq names its product aurora kinase A and ninein interacting protein (gene AUNIP). NCBI's taxonomy places the organism in Eukaryota, Metazoa, Chordata, Mammalia, Chiroptera, Phyllostomidae. Gene Ontology annotation, biological process: spindle organization. The record is from RefSeq and is a predicted model, not a curated record. The transcript is spliced from 3 exons. Gene Ontology annotation, cellular component: centrosome; spindle pole. Bases 562 to 1524 code for a protein of 320 amino acids.